Protobothrops mucrosquamatus (brown spotted pit viper) is the source of this 297-nucleotide messenger RNA. Its product is annotated as transmembrane gamma-carboxyglutamic acid protein 1. Gene Ontology annotation, cellular component: extracellular region. NCBI's taxonomy places the organism in Eukaryota, Metazoa, Chordata, Lepidosauria, Squamata, Viperidae. The record is from RefSeq and is a predicted model, not a curated record. Gene Ontology annotation, molecular function: calcium ion binding.
UUCUAGAGAAAAGUAUUAAACAUGGAUAGUGUAUUCCUCACAGAGGCUAAGGCCAAUUCUGUCUUAAAGAGAUACCCACGGGCUAAUGGACUUUUGGAAGAACUUAAAAAAGGAAACAUCGAGCGUGAAUGUUAUGAAGAACGCUGUGAUAAAGAAGAGGCAAGAGAAGCAUUUGAAAAUGAUGAAAAGACGGCAGAAUUUUGGAAAGACUACACCAGUGGACUCUAUGGAGGAAAUCAGGCAGGACAGAACUGGUACCCAUUUUACCUAACAUUUCCUCUAAUCAUUGGCCUUUUG